AGAAAGACCGGAAGUGUUUUAUGUAGCGCGGAACAAGGAGUAAAUUGAAAAGUAGCUAGUUCGCUCUACGUGUAAAUUAACGUGCGUAUCAUAAUUAGUUUAUAUUAUAUAUUCUGUAACAGUAGCGAGGUAAAAGGCACAGCUUACGGAACACUGUGUGGUUGUUGACAUUACUCUCAGAAAGGUUUCACGAUGAUUUUAGCUAGCUACAACGAGCUAACAGCUAACUAGCUAAACCUCAACGUUAACAUUACACAGGAAACUCAAGCCGUAGUCAAGCUAAUGUUACGUGAAGUUUACUAAUGUAUGAGUCACAAAAUAUCGUAUAUGAACAGACGUUUUCUUGUCCAUUAAUAUUUAAGCUAUGGAUAAGUCCACAGUGUUAAACACAGCAAGUAGAGAGGACGUAGGUAAUUGUUAUAUCUGUCUGAGCCCAUUUGAAAAUCAAACAGUUGGCUCUCUGCAGAGCUGCCAGCAUGUCUUCUGCCUUCAGUGUAUUCUCCAGUGGUCCCAGACAGCCAACACUUGCCCAGUGGAUCGGAUCAGUUUUGCUUUCAUCCACCAGAGACGGUGUCCUGGAGGGGACAUUCAAAAGAAGAUCAAAGUGAGGACGAAGAUAAGGGAUAAUGAUGACGACGAUGAAGAGGGGGGGAGCAACACUGUUAUCUGUGAGGAAUGUGGACGCAGUGACCGCAGGCACCGGCUGCUAGUGUGCAUACACUGUGACUCAGGGUAUCAUAUGGACUGCUUGACACCACCAUUAAACUCGGGCCAUGAAGGUGACUGGAUUUGUACCGAGUGUGCCAUCAGUCCUCAGCAUACAGAUGGCUCCAUGGUGGAAGAGGAGAUCAGUGAUGGAGAACUAACGGACCUUCUAGCUGAAGUAGAAGAUGAAACUCCAACUACCAGCAGUCGCCUUCGGCCGUCCACCAUGAAUCGUCCUCGCACUGAACGACGACACAGUCAGAGGAUCCAGAGUAGAGCCAGCGACACGCCUGAUCCUCGCCCGCAGACCUCCUGGCAUGUACCUAAAUACCUGUUACGGGCAUCAAAGCCUGAAGUCACAACAGAUGAAGGAGCUGCUCGUCAUCACAGUGACACCAGCAGUGCUUCAGUUGAGUUAAAGACCAGAAAAAGAAGGAAGCGUGCAGCUUGAGCUCCUGACACCAAAAACAGUCUACACUGGAAGAUGGUGUGUAUUGUCAUUUCAGAAAUGACCACAUGAUGGCAGCAUUGUUUCAGCAGCUACAUGUUGAGUUACAGCCAUAAACAUUAUGAAGGUACUCUAGACUCACAAAGAUCGAGACCCUGUUCAAGGAGAGAAGUCAUGCAUUCAUGUGGAAUGAGCUUCGAGGUACAUCCUCACCUGCCCCUCUAACCUGGGCACAAGUCUGCACGCAGGUGUGAAAGUGAAGCUGCCCAACACAAGCAAAUACUCCGAGUUUAAGGAGGUUCUGAAGAAGCUGAGUCGUGGUUCCUUUCUAUGGUUGUUACUGUAUUGUUUCAUUUCCUGUUUAAGUCAUUUUCGGUCUGUCAUUGAGACUGAUAAGAGGCAGAUAAAGCCCUAAUGCUACAAAGCAGGAGGUUAUACCCACAUAAAAAUUAAGCGUUGAAGUGAGUAAGGCUCUUAAGCGGACUCUUUUAAAAAAGUAAUUGAAUGCAAUGGUAGGCGGUGGUAUUUAUAUGUAUCUGUAUAGUUCAGUUUUUGUCUUUAACUUUUGUAAAAGAUCAGGCUGACAUUAUACUAUUCUUUUCUUACUGUCAAUAAAUCCAAUGAAAAGACUAAAGCUAACAAUGCUUUACUCCGUCUGUCAGUAGUCUUACCCUGUCUGUGGCGCUCAUCCCCUGGAUGGUUAAAUGUAGUAGUAAUACACAUUUAAAGCACUAGGAUGGUGUAUGAAAGGUUGACCCAAAACUAAACUACAGUGUGUGCAAUUGGUAAAUGGAGGAACCCAGUAUCACGUUGUCCAGUUCAAUAUAAGCAGCUAAUUUCCUUCUUAAGUGGCUUAAAGGGACAGUCCACCCCACAAUCAAAAAUGCAGGUUUUUCCUCUUACCUGUAGUGCUCUUUUAUCAGUCCAGAUUGUUUUGGUGUGUGAUGCUGAGAGUUGGAGAUAUCAGCCGUAGAGAUGUCUGCCUCCUUCCAAAUAUAUUGUAACUAGGUUGUGGGGGGAAAAAAAAAAACAUUCAGCAGCAAUGUCUCUUUCCAGAAAUCAUGACCUGGUUACUCAAGAUAAUCCACAGACUUUAGCUGUGUUCGAAAUCGCUCCCUAUCACGGAUAUAGUGCACUAUAUAGUGAGUUCGCCAUUUUAUAGUGUUGUUCGAAUUUUUCACUGAUAAUUUCAUUCACUAUAUAGUGGACUAUAAAAUACCCACAAUGCACAGCAAAUGUGAGUGAACAAACGAUGUACCCUACAUUUUACUCCCAUAUACCACAAUGCAAUGCGGUCGUCUUUUGCCAGAGGAGAAGAAGAGCUAGCAUGUUAGCUUAGAUUUUUUUAGGCUAAUUACCAGUUGACGUUGGCAAAUCAACAAAAGGCGCCUUAAACACCUAAGAUAGGUUUGCCUUUGCCUCCAUCUUUGCCUGAGGAGCAGGACUUGGGUCAGCAGCAUCCAAACAAUCACCGGAAUCAUUAUUUUAAUACACAGAAAGAAAAGAAACGAAUAGGAUGCUAGCCGGUAACGUUAGCUCACGAGCUAACAGUAGCCACUUAGCUCGCACGAGCCAGGUAGCUUGUAGCUUGUGCACUGUCGUGGGCUAUUACAGCUCACAAUGCAGACACACAACCGUAGCUGACAAAACCGUCCACACCAUUGACAUUUCAACAAUUUAUUGACAAAAAGUACAACCACCAUACAGUUCGAUCAUCCUCAAAGCGCCUGGUUUGUUUACAUGAUGCUCGGCGUGUCCACUUGCGUCACAGGAGUAUGCAGCGCAGCUACUGACGCAACAAUGUUCAGAAAAUUUCAGUUAGUGUCUGAAAUCUUGUUCAGUCGUUCCCCAUGUAGAGCACUAUAUAGUAAACACCAAAUAGGGAAUAGUGAGUGAGUGAGUGAGUGAGUGGACGGUUUCGAACACAGCUCUUGUUGUGAGCAGUUUCAUGUAGGAACUAUUUUCCUUCUUCCAGACUUCACCCGCCAACUGUAUCACUGCGCAGAAGGAAGCGUGAGUCUACCGCUGGCUCACCUAGCACCACUGAGCUAGCUAAUGUUACUGCUCAGCCAAGGAGGACGCCAUUAAUGUUUAUAUCAUGUGCUGUCACAAGCACGAGCCUCUUCUCCAUGAGCAGAUGCACACUUCCUUCUGCGCGGAGAUGCAGUUGGCAGGUGUUGUUGUUGAACUGUCCCUUUACAAUGAGUUCUUUCAAAGUAAUUCAUCUCCAAUCUGCAAAAUACGCAAACAUAUUUAUGCCGCUUUUGUUUUUGCUUUUAUAUUAACAUAACUUAAAAUACACUUAAUGUGAAACAAGAUGAGUCCACAGCUAUGCUACGGCUCUGAGGAUGUACUUUGAGCUAAAUGCUAACAUCAGCAUGCUAACUUUAUCACAGUGCCAAUGCUAACGUGCUGUUUUGCAGGUAUCAUGUUUACUGUUUCAGUUUAGCAUUUUAGCAUGCUAAUAUUAUGUAGCACAGAGCUCAGCUGAGGCAGAUGGUGACGACGGUAGUUUUGCAGAAACGUAAUGAUGGUGCUAGACGAGAAGUCAAGACCACUAAAGUUAUUACAGUCAUCCAGCAGAACAUGAAUGUCUGUGCGAAAUUUCAUGGCAAUCUAUCCAACAGUAGGGUGACCAUAUUUUGAUUUCCAAAAAAGAGGACACUCGGCCCGGCCACGACAUAGCCCACUUAAAUGAUACUCGCAGUUUACUCAAAGAUUCCUUAUCAUUUUAAUAUAUUUAAAAUUUAUAUGUAUGGAUAGAA
Epinephelus fuscoguttatus (brown-marbled grouper) is the source of this 3918-nucleotide messenger RNA. Its product is annotated as PHD and RING finger domain-containing protein 1-like. The transcript is spliced from 7 exons. The record is from RefSeq and is a predicted model, not a curated record. NCBI's taxonomy places the organism in Eukaryota, Metazoa, Chordata, Actinopteri, Perciformes, Serranidae. Bases 365 to 1156 code for a protein of 263 amino acids.